AUGACUGGCAAGCGGAAGUUCGAGUCGUCUGAUCCGCUACGCCGAAGCACGCAACGGAGGAUUCCGCCCGGUGUGCUUAACCGAAGCACGCAGGUUGGUUCUGGAGCAAGUACUUUCAUAGCUGGCCCAGCCGGUGGCCCUGGAGGCUCUGGCGGUAUUUCUCAACAACCUUUCUCCAGCCAACCUAGCACAGCAGCCCCUGGGUUUGUUGCCGGAGCCCCUACUGAAAUUAAUGCUAAUCAGAACUACGUGCCGAUGGCACAGCCCCAAAUUGGCCAGGGAGAGCCAAUGGUUGGGAUUCAGGGCCCAAGCAGCUCGUCGCUGCCCGAUGCUCCGGGAGAAAAGUAUGAUGAAUUUCCUCUACGUUGCUGCACCAUUGAUGACGUUCGCGAUUCCCGCUACCAUAUGAUAAAGUUCCACUCGCGGUCCAAGAUCGAUCCAGCCACCCAGUUUACCCCGCCGAUUCGCUUCCACAGAAAAGACCCCAAGCUUUUACAAGUCACGGUUGGAGACGAGGUAUCUGCUGGUGCCGAAGGCUCGAAUCCUGGAUCUGUAGACGGCGAAAAUGGUGCGGCCUCUUCCCAAGGCGGUGAGAAUGGCGAAAAGCCCAAAAAGUCGGGACCCUUUAGACGUAAAAAGACCUACCAGGCUCAAGGUGGCGAUGAGGCCAGUGAAGCUGCUAGAAAACUGCGUUAUGAAGAGCACUAUCCCUGGGUUAUGGAGGACUUUGACAACAAAAACACCUGGGUCUCGAGUUACGAGGCCGGCCAGUCUGAUACCUAUGUUGUUUUUGUGUUCGAUCGGGAUGGAUUCAAAAUGAUACCAAUUGAAAAGUUCUAUCGACUCAAUCAACGAAGCAAGUUCGCAACAUUGUCCUUAGAUGAAGCUGAAGAGAAAAUGGGCAAACGCAAUUCAAACAUCCCUCGCUGGAUUAUGGACAAGCUUCAAACCGAACGAGGCGCUGCUGGACCUGGUGCAGAGGCAAUUGCUGCCGGUCACCAACGCCGUCGUCUUCGUACUGUUGAGGGUUCCGAGGAACGCACAAACCGUAGGUCGGGUCUAGAGGAAGAAAUGGAUUUCGACGAGGAGUUUGCUGAUGACGAUGGUGCUCCUAUUAUGGACGGUCCCGAAGAAGACCUGAAAGAGGUAGAGGACAGAAUCAAAAGGGAACAGAGACAGGCUAAUGCUUUGGAUGCAGAUGAUAACGAUUUGGAUGCUUUGUUCGAGGAUGGAGAGGACCAAAUCGACCGCAACGGAAAGAAACUUAGAAAGUACUUGAGAGCACUUGAAAAGAAUGCAUACUACGAUUCAGGUGACGACGAAAACCCUUAUUUGUCUGAGGAAGAGGCUGAUUCCGAGCCAGAGAUCAAACCCGAUCCAGACGCUGCAAGUACGUCUGCUGGUAACGGCCAAACGCCUCUGGUGGUUUUACCUUUCCGAAGAAAAGUUAUCAAAAAUCGCCUUCCUGGAAUGGCCGUUAUUCAAUUGCCUCCGAGGAUCCUUAAAACUUUUCCUGUUGGUGAACUGAACCCAGGGGUCAAACCUUAUGAUGGUGUUGACAGAAAGGCCGUCUCUGUUGCUAACUCCGCUUCUGCGUCAUCCACCAACCUCGCUGCACUGAAUAAGACCUCCAAGUCGGAUGAGGAUGGGUUGUUACAAGCCGAUGACGUUCGCAAGUGUUUGAUGGACCAGCGUCCUACCAUCAAAGAGCUUUUGAGCACCCUGCGACAGAAACUGUUUCAGCAUCCAGAUAAUCAAGCUCGUCUCAAGAGAAUUUUGCGUGAAAUUGCAACUCUGCAAGAUGGAAGACUGGUGCUCACCUCCUAG
Molecule: messenger RNA, 1827 nt
Organism: Wickerhamiella sorbophila
Lineage: Eukaryota; Fungi; Ascomycota; Dipodascomycetes; Dipodascales; Trichomonascaceae
Product: Transcription initiation factor IIF subunit alpha
Exons: 1
Coding region: 1-1827 (608 amino acids)
Biological process (GO): transcription initiation at RNA polymerase II promoter; positive regulation of transcription elongation by RNA polymerase II
Cellular component (GO): transcription factor TFIIF complex; nucleus
Molecular function (GO): RNA polymerase II general transcription initiation factor activity; DNA binding; TFIIF-class transcription factor complex binding
Source: RefSeq, a predicted model, not a curated record